This is a messenger RNA of Amphimedon queenslandica, 667 nucleotides long. Its product is annotated as nuclear transport factor 2-like. The transcript is spliced from 4 exons. Bases 15 to 446 code for a protein of 143 amino acids. Gene Ontology annotation, biological process: nucleocytoplasmic transport. NCBI's taxonomy places the organism in Eukaryota, Metazoa, Porifera, Demospongiae, Haplosclerida, Niphatidae. The record is from RefSeq and is a predicted model, not a curated record.
AAGAAGUAAUCAAAAUGGCUGCCAACGUACUAGAGGAAGGUAUAUCCAAAAAGGAGCUCCAGCCUGAGGCAAGUCCCCCAGACAUAAAAGCAAUGGCGGAGCAAUUCCUUGCAACAUUUUAUCAGGCUUUUGACUCUGAUAGGACUACUUUGGGACAACUUUUCAGGCCAGAAUCGAAACUGACUUUUGAGGGAGAGACGUACACAGGACCUGAAAAGAUUCUACUCAAAUAUAUCAGUCUUCCAUUCAAGCAAGUAGUUCAUGAAAUAUCAACUUAUGAUUCUCACCUAACGAUUGAUGGAACACUACUCAUUGUAGUAGUCGGAAGACUAAAGACUGAUGAUAAUCCCCCGCUCAGUUUCACAGAGACUUUUAAUCUCAAACAGUUUGGUGAUGGUCUCUUUGUAAUGAAUGACAUCUUCAGACUCUCACUACACAACAGUUAAUAUUAUCAUUAUUAGUAUACACAGUAUAGAUACUAUUGAACUGAUCAAUGUAACUACAUUAUAUAUUACAGUAUGUACUACAUACUACAUGUGCAUGUGUGUAUACUAGUAUAUGUUAAUAGUGCAUUAUUUAAGGUUGUUAAUGUUUAAUGUUAUGCAUAUCUUCUUUUCUUCUCUUAUUUGUUGAUUUAUUAUUAGUAUUAUAAGUUAUUUUAAUGGAA